CGAGCUUGGCCUCCUUCCCCUCCUUGUCCCCUCCGCUCUUUUUUCUCUCUCCCAUAGGCCGUUUAUUUCUUACCCCUUCCUUUGAUAUCCGUCAUGAGGUGCCACACUCUUUUUCUGGCCUUUCUCGCCACCUGCUCGACCUCCUCCGCCCUCAAGAUACCCGUCACAAAAGCCCGGCAACCACAGGAUGUACAACGCAGGAGCUUCAACUCUGUUCUCGCAACCACCUCUGGAAGUAAUAAUGAUACAAGUUCAUCGGACCUCAGCACCAUUAAUGACAUGAUUUAUUUCGUGAACAUCACGCUAGGUGGCACUGACUAUACUGUACAACUCGACACCGGCUCGUCUGACCUCUGGAUCAAGGGGUCGACUACACCUAUCCCUAACUCUGAUCAAUCGUCGACAACAUACAACCUCACUUAUGGAGUUGGCUGGGCAUAUGGUCAUGUCUCUUAUGCUCCUGUCGAGUUUUCCAACGUUUCGGUUUCCAAACAAGCUUUCAUCGACGCCACAUCUGCCCAGAACCCGGCUCUGACCUAUGGAGCCAGUGGUAUCCUGGGCCUCGGCUUCACUAGCCUCUCCACUAUCGAUGCCUUGGUCAAUCAGACUGGCGCAUCAACAGGCCGCAGUCUCCUUUACAACUUGUUUGCCGACAAUCCAUCAGAACCCAACUUCAUCGCUUUCUCCCUCCAACGCUCCACCGACAGUACAGAUGAUGUCGAAGGUUUAUUCCUCGUCGGUGAGAUUGACGAAGACUACGCGGACAUUAGCAGUAGCAACGCUAUCUCUACGUUCCCAGUAAACUCACCUAGUCGAUGGACUGUGCUCUUGGACGCCUAUAUGGUUGGCAGCAAAACCCUUCCAGUUUCUGGCACCGUUGACGGCUCUCCCGCUAAUAGGGCUGUAGUUUUGCUUGACAGCGGGACUUCCUACUCUUACGCUCCCACCGAAGUCUGCGAAGCUAUUUAUGGGGGCAUUUCCGGCGCACAGUUCGACAAUUCUAUAGGUCAAUGGACUGUUCCAUGUGACGCCGAAGUCGAUAUGGCCCUACAGUUUGGCGGCGAGGUCUUUGCCAUCCACCCACUGGAUGUCACGCCCAAGAGCAUCGGGAACCCGGAUCAGUGUGUCGGCUCGUUCGUUCCUCAAGACAUCUCAGACAUUGCUGCCGGUAACUAUGACUGGAUUGUCGGAGACAACGUCCUCCGAUCUAUCUACUCGUUGUACGACUUCGGUGAUUUUGAUUCGUCAGGAGCCAUGGGCGACCCCUACGUCAAGCUCCUCUCCCUCGUAGACCCCAACGAGGCCUCAUCCGAGUUUGCAGCCGCCCGAGGCAGCACCGCUCGUUCUAACAUCACCUACGCCGCCUCCAACUCUACCAUUUCCGCCCGAACCACCGUCUCCCUCUCCGACGACAUCACCGAAACCCUACACCAAGUGAACAUCUACUUCCCUGUCCUCAUCGCCUUCCUAUGUCUCAACGCCCUCGUCAUGAUCCUGCUGCUUGUCAUCGGCGUCAUGUAUUUGUACCGGAAACGGACCAAGUCUUCGAGGACGUCGAGGAAGAACAAGGGCAGAGCAACACCAUUACCUCUGGACGUAGUCAGUCCGAACCAAUAUGACGAACCGGACUCGAAUUCGAUCAGACAUUCCACGCAACAUGUGUAUCAGCCUGUGUCGAUGGCACUGACAGAGGACACAUUCGUACCACCUUCGCCUGCUUUCCAUGGGUAUUCCGACACCCUGAGGCCUGGAGGAAAGAAGAUUAUAGACAGACCAAACUCUGUGGCUUAGGCUUUUUUCACUCCGUGUUGGCUGUCAUAUACGGUGUACAUAGGCGUCGUGUCCUGAUGAUGUGGAUUGAGAGAGACAUACUAUGUGUUCUGGGACUUGAUUUCUUCUUCGGUGGAUUGUUCGUACUUCGGUGUUUGGACGUUGGAUUUGUGGACGGCAGAUAACGGACUGCGGUUUGCACUUGUGUUGUCGGGACUCUUGUUCACUUUCACUCGCUCUCAAAAUUUCCCACUCUUCCACCUUCUUAUUCUGUCCUUAUUGUUCUCAUUAUUCGUCUCUGGCUUCUGCUGUAGUACGUUUUCUUCAACCGGUACCUUCUUAGUCGUGAUAUGUGGAUUCGGAACCUCUCGCUCGUCGUACGCCCCGUAGUACUUGUUGAUACACUCCUCCGAUCUGUCAUUGAGCUCGCAUAUGACACAUACCCCCUGCAUCCC
Stereum hirsutum FP-91666 SS1 is the source of this 2225-nucleotide messenger RNA. Its product is annotated as acid protease. The transcript is spliced from 11 exons. Gene Ontology annotation, biological process: proteolysis. Lineage: Eukaryota; Fungi; Basidiomycota; Agaricomycetes; Russulales; Stereaceae. The record is from RefSeq and is a predicted model, not a curated record. Bases 94 to 1791 code for a protein of 565 amino acids. Gene Ontology annotation, molecular function: aspartic-type endopeptidase activity.